Molecule: messenger RNA, 4685 nt
Organism: Melitaea cinxia (Glanville fritillary)
Lineage: Eukaryota; Metazoa; Arthropoda; Insecta; Lepidoptera; Nymphalidae
Product: chitin synthase chs-2-like
Exons: 24
Coding region: 27-4580 (1517 amino acids)
Cellular component (GO): cell septum; cell periphery
Molecular function (GO): chitin synthase activity
Source: RefSeq, a predicted model, not a curated record
UUUAAAUUGUUACAGGUUGUUAGGUUAUGGCUAAACGAAAUUCGUUAUACAAUAGGCCGCGCGACGAAGACACCGACCAAUCCGACGAUGAAUUCCAACCUCUAUACGAUGACGCCGACGAAUUGGACCAAAGAACAGCUCAAGAAACGAAAGGAUGGAAUCUCUUCCGCGAUAUUCCAGUCAAGAAGGAGAGCGGGUCUAUGGCAUCAAAUGCAUGGAUUGAUUAUAGUGUGAAGCUCCUUAAACUUCUAGCAUACAUUAUCGUUUUUGCAGUGGUAUUGGGAUCUGCGGUAAUCGCUAAGGGAUCGCUACUUUUUGUUAGUUCACAAUUAAAAAAAGGUCGCCAAAUAAGCCAUUGUAAUAAAGCAUUAGCUUUGGAUCAACAAUUUAUAACGAUUCUAUCAUUGGAUGAACGGAUAACCUGGUUGUGGGCGAUGCUUAUGAUUUUCGCUGCGCCAGAGAUCGGAUUGUUUCUUCGAAGCGUAAGAAUAUGGUUUUUCAAAACAGCAAAGAAGCCAACUCUUGGACCGUUUCUUGUAGCAUUUGCGAUCGAAACUCUGCAAACGAUUGGAUUGGCAGUGUUAAUGCUGAUUAUAUUACCAGAAAUGGACGUGAUUAAAGGAGUUAUGUUGAUGAACGCUAUGUGCAUAGUUCCCGGCAUAUUGAACGCGAUUACACGGGAUAAAAACGAUUCUCGGUAUAUCAUAAUGAUAGUGGUAGAUGUUUUGGCUGUCUCUGCUCAAGCUACUGCAUUUGUUGUAUGGCCACUUCUAGAUGGAAAGCCCGCGCUAUGGUGCAUUCCAGUCGCCUGCUUACUUAUAUCUCUAGGCUGGUGGGAAACCUUCAUUGGAUACAUCGGAAGACAUACUUCACUAUCCCUUUCAUACCUGUGCGAAAUUCGAGACAACAUCAAAAAAACUCGUUAUGCUACUCAAAUGGUGCUAACGAUUUGGAAAAUCCUAGUUUUUAUGUCGUGCAUUUUGAUUUCUCUAAGUAUUCAAGGUGACGACCCUUUCACUUUCUUCACCCACGCAAAAGAAGCCUUUGAGGAACGAUAUUAUAGAGUACAUGAAGUUCAAGUAAUACUUCAAGAUGUAUAUCAAGGUGCGUUGGACUACGCGAAAACUGGGGGUACUUUUGCAUUACCAGCAGAACCACUAACUGCUAUUUGGGUUGCUCUCAUUCAAGUCGGUUCAGCUUACAUUUGCUACGCAUCGGGAAAACUCGCCUGCAAGAUACUUAUUCAGUGCUUUAGUUUCACUUUCGCUCUUAGUCUCGUUGGACCAAUGGCUGUAAAUAUACUUAUCGCCUUGUGUGGAUUGAGAAAUUCGAAUCCGUGCGCUUUUCGUUCAACGAUUCCAGAUUACUUGUUCUUUGAAAUACCACCAGUGUACUUCCUAAAGGAUUACAUCGGACGCGAGAUGACAUGGAUUUGGUUGCUUUGGCUAUUGUCUCAGUCUUGGAUCACGAUACACAACUGGAUGCCCAGAUGUGAGAGACUUGCCUCAACAGACAAACUUUUCUCAAAGCCUUGGUACAUUGGCCCUCUUGUAGACCAAUCUCUGUUGCUGAACAGGGCCAAAGAUGAUGAAAACGAUGUAUUAGUUGAUGAUAUUCAAGACGUUGCUUACUCGGAUAGAAUGUCAAAUAUUAGUUCAGAACUCAUAAUAAAGGAUAUUAAACCAUCGGAUUGUCUAACAAGGAUUUAUAUCUGUGCUACUAUGUGGCAUGAAACAAAGGAAGAAAUGAUUGAGUUCUUAAAGUCUAUCUUUCGGCUGGACGAAGACCAGAGUGCUCGAAGAGUUGCUCAGAAAUAUUUGGGUAUUGUGGACCCCGAUUAUUAUGAACUAGAGGCUCAUAUCUUUUUGGACGACGCGUUCGAAGUAUCUGACCAUAGCGCAGAGGAUUCUCAAAUCAACCGAUUCGUAAAAUGUCUAAUAGACUCGAUAGAUGAGGCAGCGUCCGAGGUACAUCUCACUAAUGUAAGGUUGCGACCUCCAAAGAAAUUUCCCACACCGUACGGAGGAAGAUUAGUUUGGACUCUACCAGGAAAGAACAAAAUGAUCUGUCAUUUGAAAGACAAAUCGAAAAUUCGGCACAAAAAGAGAUGGUCACAGGUGAUGUACAUGUACUACUUCCUCGGCCAUCGUCUAAUGGAUCUGCCUCUGUCAGUAGACCGAAAGGAAGCCAUAGCUGAGAAUACGUAUUUACUCGCUCUCGACGGAGACAUUGAUUUCAAACCCUCUGCUGUUACCCUGCUUAUUGAUUUGAUGAAAAAAGAUACGAACCUCGGAGCCGCCUGUAGUCGAAUUCAUCCUGUGGGCACGGGUUUCAUGUCGUGGUAUCAAAUGUUCGAGUACGCUGUCGGUCAUUGGCUGCAAAAGGCGACUGAGCACGUGUUCGGAUGCGUACUUUGUAGUCCUGGAUGUUUCUCUCUCUUCAGAGGAAAAGCUCUUAUGGACGACAACGUUAUGAAGAAAUACACAUUGACAUCUAACGAAGCUCGACAUUACGUGCAAUACGAUCAGGGAGAAGAUCGUUGGCUGUGUACGCUACUACUGCAGCGUGGCUACCGGGUAGAGUACUCUGCCGCUGCCGAUGCCUACACACACUGUCCUGAAAGUUUCAACGAAUUCUUCAACCAGCGCCGACGCUGGGUCCCCUCAACUCUUGCGAACAUCUUCGAUCUCCUGGCUGACUCCAAGCGGACCGUUCGCGUCAAUGACAAUAUCUCUUCCAUCUAUAUCGCCUAUCAGGUAAUGUUAAUAAUCGGUACUGUGUUGGGGCCCGGAACGAUAUUCCUUAUGAUGAUUGGUGCCAUUAACGCUUUAACAGGAAUGAGCAAUAUAAACGCUCUGUUGCUCAACCUUGUCCCUCUGUUUAUAUUCCUCGUAGUGUGCAUGACUUGCAAAUCCGAAAUUCAGCUUAAACUGGCAAAUAUAAUAUCUUGCGUAUACGCCAUGGUGAUGCUGAUGGUAAUCGUGGGUAUUGUACUUCAAAUUAUAGAAGAUGGUUGGCUGGCUCCUACUAGCAUGUUCUUUGUUGCGAGUAUUGGUAUAUUCUUCGUUGCUGGAAUUCUACAUCCCCAAGAGAUCAUCUGUCUACCGUAUUUACUUAUUUACUACAUAAGCAUACCCAGUAUGUACAUGUUGCUCAUUAUAUACUCUUUCUGUAACCUCAAUAACGUCUCGUGGGGGACUCGAGAAGUUGCGCAGAAGAAGACCCUAAAGGAAAUGGAAAUAGAGAAAAAGGCAAUGGAGGAGGCUAAGAAGAAAAUGGAUAACAAGAGUAUUUUGAGUUUCUUCGGUAAGGGAGAUGAGAAGAGUGGAUCUCUGGAGCUGAAUGUAGCUGGUCUCUUCAAGUGUAUGUGCUGUACUAACCCUAAUGAUCAUCACGAAGAUUUACAACUACUGCAGAUCUCCAACACAUUAGAGAAGAUCGAUAAGAGGCUGGAUGCACUGGGUGCUCCACCAGAGGUAGAAAAGAUUGGGCGUCGUAGGUCUUCAAUGGGACUUCGAGGAGACACGUUGGCCAUGUUAGAGGAAUACGAGGACAGCGAAGUCUCCACGGAUAUACCUAGGGAGGAAAGAGACGACUUGAUCAAUCCAUACUGGGUCGAGGAUCCGAAUCUACAAAAGGGAGAGGUUGAUUUCCUAACGACAGCCGAGACUGAAUUCUGGAAGGAUCUGAUCGAUGCAUAUCUGAGACCAAUCGACGAGAACAAAGAGGAGCAGGAACGUAUAAAAGCGGACCUGAAGAACUUACGUGAUAACAUGGUGUUCGCCUUCGUGAUGUUAAACGCCAUGUUCGUGGUGAUCAUCUUCCUACUUCAGCUGCGUCAAGAUCAACUGCAUCUCAGGUGGCCCUUCGGACAGCAGAAUACGAUCGUCUACGACGAUGAGACCAAUGUUAUAAGGAUUGAGCGAGAUUUUUUGAUGCUGGAGCCGAUUGGAUCGAUUCUGAUCAUUUUCUUCGGUUCGGUGCUAAUCAUCCAGUUCUUCGGAAUGUUGUUUCAUAGACUGGGGACCCUCAUGCACUUGUUGGCUACCGUUGAACUCAAUUGGUACUUCACUAAAAAUCCAAAAGAAAUGACCGAAGAUGCACAAUUUGAGAAACGAGCCGUGGAUAUCGCUAGAGAUCUACAGAAAUUAAACGUUGACGACUUAGAGAAGCGAGGAGUCGACGAUACAGAUGUAUCGAGACGUAAAACUCUCCACAAUCUCGAACGAGCCAAAGAUAUCAAGCAAAGUCCUAUCAACUUAGAUGCAAACUUCAAAAGGAGACUGACGAUUCUCCAAAACGCCGAUCCAAGCGUGGCGUCCCGCCUGCCGUCCCUGGGCGGGUCGGACGCAGCGCGCCGCGCCACGCUGCGAGCGCUGAUGACGCGGCGCGACUCCGUCCUUCACGGGCGCCGCUCGCAAGCCUCCUACAUCUACGACGAGCCCGUCACUGCCUUGGACGACAUUGCGGGUCGCUCAUCGAUGUCGUACGUGAACAAAGGCUACGAACCGGCGCUAGACAGCGAUGACGAGAUGCCCGCUCGCCGCAGUACUGUACGUUUCCGAGAUCCACGCAAAUAGCCUCACACGCCGCCUCUACUGUAGACUACUAGAUGCGGUUGCGCGACAAUCUUUGUUCGAGUAACACGUCUUCAUAUCGUCUUUAAAAUAAAAUUUUAAAAUUUA